AUGUCUGACACACAAUCGUCUCAUCAGAAAGCGUACACUAAAGGUACAAUGUCAUCCAAACAUGAUCAGGAAGCAACACUGAAAUCGAUCGUCAUCCAAGGUAAGGAUCUCACUUUAGAACAAUUGGUACAAAUUGCUCGACAUUACUGCAAUGCUGAAUUAUCGAGUGACGUCAAUAUUUGUAGUCGAAUGGAAGAAUCGGUCGCCAUCAUUGAUGAGAUUGUAAAUGGAUCACAACCUCUUUAUGGAGUUACGAGCUUGUUUGGUGGUCUUGCUAACCGAGUUAUAUGCAGGGAGUUUGCUGAGGAACUACAAAAUAAUUUGGUUCGGGCUCUCAAAGCUGGCGUUGGCUCCAUUAUGCCACUAGAGUCGAUUAGAGCAGCCAUGAUUUUACGGACCAACGCUCAUCUUAUUGGUGCUUCCGGAAUCCGUCAAUUGUGGGACGAGCGAUUAGUACGAUUCGUGUCAGAAGGAGUAACUCCGUUGGUUCCCGAAUUUGGUUCAAUAGGAGCAUCUGGUGAUCUCGUUCCGUUAUCUUAUAUUGCCUCUGCUAUUUCUGGACAAGAUGAAACACUUCGUGUCGAUUUUCGAGGUGAAACAAUCAGUGCGCCUGAAGCUUUACUUAGACUUGGAUAUGAACCAAAACGAUUUCAUCCGAAAGAAGGUUUAGCUAUGUUGAAUGGAACGAGUGUUAUGACAGCAUCAGCUUCAUUGGCCUGUUAUGAUCUUUAUACAUUGAUGGCUGCUACUCUUCACGUCCACGCCAUGGUUCUUCAAGCACUAACCGGUAGUAACCAACCAUUUCAUCCAUUUUUACAGAAAGUCAAAGGCCAUCAAGGACAGAUCGAUGUAGCAGCCAUAAUACUCGAUUUAUCUAAUGGCUCAAAAAUGAUUUAUGAUGCACUCGAUGGUAAACUGACAAAACGAAGCAUAGAAGCACUAAUCCAAGAUCGAUACUCAUUACGAUGUUGUCCACAGUUUCUUGGUCCAAUGCUUGAAACACUACAUGACAUUGCUCGUAUACUUGAAAUUGAAAUGAAUUCUGCCAAUGACAAUCCACUAAUUGAUGUCGAUACCCGCAAAGUUUACUGUGGUGGCAAUUUUCUCGGUGAACAUGUUGCCAUAGCUAUGGAUCGACUUCGACAAACUGUCGGUCUUAUGGCGAAACACUUAGAUGUGCAAAUUGCUCAAAUGGUAACUCCUGAAUUCAAUAACGGUUUGCCCAGUUGUCUCAUUGGUAAUCGUGCUCGAGAAGUAAAUAUUGGUGUCAAGGCUCUACAAAUCACCGGCAAUUCUAUUAUGCCUUAUUUACUUUUUCUUGGUACGCCGAUGGCCGAUAAGUUUCCAACACAUGCUGAACAAUACAAUCAAAAUAUUAACUCAAUGGGUCAUAUGUCUGCAUGUCUUGCUCGAAAAUCAAUUUCCGGUUUAAGUCAACACUUAAGCAUAUGUCUCUUAAUUUGUGUCCAAGCACUUGAUUUACGAGCCAACUUGAUUGACGAAGAAGGCGGUUAUGAUGCUCGCCCAUUGGUUUCAAGCAAGACUCGACCGGUGUACGAAGCGAUUAGAUCAAUCAUAAAUGUACCUAUUAGCAAAGAGCGCCCGUACAUCUGGGAUGAUGGUGAACAUGCACUGGACGAACAAAUUGCUUGUGUCAAUGCAGCUCUCACCGCGGAUGAAAAUGGACUUCUCUUCAAAGCACUAAAACCAACUAUUGACUGGCUCCGUUCCAAACGUUACACACACUAA
Adineta steineri is the source of this 1749-nucleotide messenger RNA. Lineage: Eukaryota; Metazoa; Rotifera; Eurotatoria; Adinetida; Adinetidae. The record is from the annotation of a GenBank genome assembly.